AUGUGCGCCCCGCGGCGGUACGUGCUGUUGCAGACGUUCUUCCUGAUGAUCCUCGAAGGCGCCCGACCUCAGUCUUCUUCCUCCCCGCCGGGGACGGUGCCCACCGCUUCCUCCCGCCCGGGGACGGUGCCCACCGCUUCCUCCCCGCCGGAGACGACGGUGCCCACCGCUUCCUCCCGCCCGGGGACGGUGCCCACCGCUUCCUCCCCGCCGGAGACGGUGCCCACCGCUUCCUCCCACCCGGGGACGGUGCCCACCGCUUUCUCCCGCCCAGAAGCGGUGCCAUCCUCUUCCUCCCCGCCCGGGAUGGUGUCCAUCUCUUCCUCUCCUCCCGGGACGGUGCCAUCCUCUUCCUCCCCGCCCAGGAUGGUGCCCACCUCUUCGGACCUGGGGCCAAGUACGCUGGGCGGGACCUUCCAGUCCUCCAGCGAAAGCACUGAAACCCCGCGGGCCUUGCCUGGGACCUCCACCGUGGUCCGUACUGCCCAGACCUCAUUGGCACCUGGGAAUAAGACCAUGGACGUCUUUCCAGUCUUACCCAUCUGUGUGUGUGACUUGACUCCUGGCACCUGUGACAUAAAUUGUUGCUGCGACAGGGACUGCUAUCUUCCCCAUCCGAGCACCGUUUUCUCCUUCUGCCUUCCUGGGAGUGUAAGAUCUUCAAGCUGGGUAUGUGUGGACAACUCUCUUAUCUUCCGGAGUAAUUCCCCAUUUCCCACAAGAGUUUUCAUGGGUUCGAAUGGAAUUAAGCAAUUUUGUGUUCGUGUGAACAACUCAAGAUCAAACUACUUCCAGAAUCUCCAAGAAGUUAAUACAACCAACUUUCAGGCCCUGGCUACAGAGUUUGGAGGCAAGUCAUUCACUUCAACAUUUCAAACCCAAUCACCACAACCUUUUUACAAGGCUGGGGACCCAAUUAUGACUUACUUCCCCAAGUGGUCCGUAGUCAGCCUACUGAGACAGCCUGCAGAAGUGGGAGCUGGAGGACUCUGUGCUGAGAGAAAUCCUGCAAGUUUUCUAGAAAGUAAAAGUACAACAUGCACUCGUUUCUUUAAGAACCUGACAAGUAGCUGUAGCGUGGAUCCAGCCCUGGAUGCUGCUUCUUACUAUAACUUCACAGUCUUGAGGGUUCCAAGAAGUGUGACUGACCUACAGAACAUGGAGGUGAUAUAUGAGAUAGAGACCAAUGGAACUUUUGGAAUCCAGAGAGUCUCUGCCAGUUUUGAACUAACCAACCUGCCUGUUGAACCAGAUGUUUCCUUACAACAGCACUUCAUCAUUCGCUUCAAGGCUUUUGAACAAAGCACAGCUGCUUCCCUUCCAGGUACUAGAAGUGGGAAUCCUGGCUAUAUUGUUGGAAAGCCUCUCUUGGCUCUAACUGAUGGUAUAAGUCAUUCUAUGACCCUUUUGCAGAGUCAGAGUGAUGGGAGCUGCUCUCCUAAGAGACAUAAAAUAGAGUUUGGGAUGAAUGCAGUAUCUGGAUGCAAGCUCAGGCUGAAGAAGGAAAACUGUGACCACCUGCAUCAAGAGAUUUAUCAGACCCUCCAUGGAAGGCCCAGGCCAGAGUAUGUCGCCAUUUUUGGUAAUGCGGACCCAUCCCAGAAAGGACAGUGGACCAGGAUCCUCAACAAAGAAUGCAAGGUUUUGGCUAUGAAUUGUACGUCCUGCUGCUUCAUACCAGUUUCUUUGGAGAUCCAGAUAUUGUGGGCAUAUGUAGGCCUCCAGUCCAACCCACAAGCUCAUGUGUCUGGAGCCCGAUUCCUAUACCACUGCCAGUCUGUCCAGGAUUCCAGACUUCCAACAGAAUUAUCAGUGACAACUCUUGUGACCUUUGUGGACAUUACCCAGAAACCAGAGCCUCCAAGGGGCCAAACACAGUUGGACUGGAAAAUGCCAUUUGACUUCUUCUUUCCCUUCAGAGUGGCAUUCAGCAAAGGAGCAGACUCUCCAACAGGCUCAAUCUUUCCUGUCCUUGUAUUCUGUCUCCUACUGCUGGGUGUUCUCAACUUAGAUACUAAGUGA
Elephantulus edwardii (Cape elephant shrew) is the source of this 2022-nucleotide messenger RNA. RefSeq names its product tectonic-3-like. Gene Ontology annotation, biological process: cilium assembly; smoothened signaling pathway. The transcript has 14 exons. The coding region runs from base 1 to 2022 and encodes 673 amino acids. NCBI's taxonomy places the organism in Eukaryota, Metazoa, Chordata, Mammalia, Macroscelidea, Macroscelididae. The record is from RefSeq and is a predicted model, not a curated record.